AUGCUGAAUAAAACAGACCUGGACCCACCCUCAUUUAUUCUGAAUGGAGUUCCAGGACUGGAAGAUAUACAUGUCUGGAUUUCUCUCCCAUUCUGCUUCAUGUAUGCUGUGGCUGUGGUAGGGAACUGCGGACUCCUCUACCUCGUUUGCUAUGAGGACGCCCUGCACAAACCCAUGUACUACUUCUUGGCCAUGCUUUCUCUCACUGACCUUGUCAUGUGCUCUAGUACAAUCCCUAAAGCUCUCUGCAUCUGGUUUCACCUCAAGGAAAUCAGCUUUGUAGAAUGCCUGGUUCAGAUGUUCUUCAUUCACACCUUCACAGGGAUGGAGUCUGGGGUGCUCAUGCUGAUGGCCCUGGACCGCUAUGUGGCCAUCUGCUACCCUCUGCGCUACUCAACUAUCCUCACCAAUCCUGUCAUUGCAAAGGCUGGGCUCUCCACCUUUCUCAGAGGGGUGCUGCUCAUCAUUCCCUUCACUUUCCUUACCAAGCAUCUGCCCUACUGCAGAGGCAAUGUAAUUCCCCACACCUACUGCGACCACAUGUCUGUAGCCAAGUUAUCCUGUGGAAAUAUCAAGCUCAAUGUUAUCUAUGGUCUGAUGGCUGCCUUUUUG
Vicugna pacos (alpaca) is the source of this 612-nucleotide messenger RNA. RefSeq names its product olfactory receptor 52N4-like. Gene Ontology annotation, cellular component: plasma membrane. Gene Ontology annotation, molecular function: G protein-coupled receptor activity; olfactory receptor activity. Lineage: Eukaryota; Metazoa; Chordata; Mammalia; Artiodactyla; Camelidae. The record is from RefSeq and is a predicted model, not a curated record. Gene Ontology annotation, biological process: G protein-coupled receptor signaling pathway.